This is a messenger RNA of Cuscuta campestris, 897 nucleotides long. The record is from the annotation of a GenBank genome assembly. Lineage: Eukaryota; Viridiplantae; Streptophyta; Magnoliopsida; Solanales; Convolvulaceae.
CUCAAUUGGGGUUUUCUCUAUUUAAAGCUUAAUUACAAUCCUCCAAGGCAUUCAAACUAAUUUGUUCAUACACAUAUAUUCAUUCUUUAAACUUUAACUAUACAGUAAAAUUCAAUUCAAUUUCGUUAUAAAAGAAGAUCAAAUGGAUUCCUUGUCUCCUUCCCUAUUACUUCUUGCCAUCAUCUCCUCCACCUUCCUCCUUGGAGUUAAAUCUACGAAGUUCACCGUCGUUAACAACUGUCCGUACACAAUCUGGCCGGCAACUCUCACCGGAGGAGGCGGUAGUUCUCAAGCCCCGACCGGGUUCGAACUUGCACAAGGCGCGUCUACGUCAUUCGACAUCCCCGCUAAAUGGACCGGCCGUUUUUGGGCAAGGACCCAAUGCGCCGUCCAGAACGGCAAGUUCUCAUGCAUGACCGCUGACUGUGGCUCCGGCCAAGUGGCGUGCAACGGAGCCGGAGCGAUCCCUCCAGCAACGCUAGUGGAAUUCACGUUGGCGGGAUUCCAAGAUCAAGAUUUUUACGACGUCAGCCUGGUGGACGGAUUCAACCUCCCGGUGUCCGUCGUGCCAGACAACCCAAACUGUCGCCGAACAGACUGCCCGGUGGACGUGAACGCGAAGUGCCCGGCUGAGCUGGCAUUGAAGGACGGGAACGGGGCGGUGGUGGGAUGCAAGAGCGCGUGUUUGGCAAUGGGGCAGCCGCAGUACUGUUGCACUGGGCAGUAUGGGUCGCCAGGAACAUGCCCGCCGACACAAUAUUCCUUAUUUUUCAAGGGGUUGUGUCCCAAUGCAUAUAGUUAUGCUUAUGAUGACAAGACAAGCACUUUCACUUGCAAAACUGGUCAGGCCAAUUACGUAAUCACCUUCUGCCCUUAGAAUAUAUAAAUCAUAUUCAU